AUGGUCGUCGAUACCGCCUAUUAUGACACCCUGGGCGUCCAGCCCACGGCCACCGAGCUGGAGAUUAAAAAGGCUUAUCGCAAGAUGGCUAUUGUCCACCACCCAGAUAAGAAUCCCAAUGACCCCACCGCACACGAAAAGUUCCAGGCCAUCGGUGAGGCCUACCAGGUCCUCUCCGAUUCCAACCUACGCGCAGCAUACGACAAGUUCGGAAAGGAUUCUGCGAGACCGCAGGAAGGCUUUGCUGAUCCUGCUGAGUUCUUCAGCUCCAUCUUCGGAGGAGAGGCCUUCGUUGACUGGAUCGGUGAGAUUAGCCUCAUGAAGGACCUCACAGCGACCAUGGAUAUCACGAUGCAGGAGGAGGAGGAAGCCGCCGCCGCCGAAGCCGCUGCUGCGCAAGCCGCUGAGGAAGAGUUCCCUGGCACCGAAAGCGCCAGAAAAGAAAGCCUCAAGGAGCAGGAGGCAAAGGCAGAAGAGAAGACUGCCGCCGCCGCAGAGCAGCAAGCCGGCGCACCACCCCCACCCUACGCCGCUGCCGCCGUUCACGAAGAGAAAGAGACCAAGCCUGCUUCCCCCGUUCCUGCACCUGCUGCCGGCCUCUCUGCCGAUGCUCCCCAGCGAGCCGAUGCCACAUCGCCCGCUCCCUCGUCGAGUUCUCGCAACCGAACCCAGAUUCCCCUUCGACCUGCACUGAUGGAUAAGUCGCAUGAGGAUCUUCUCGAUGCACAGGCGAACAAGGGCGAGCUAACAGAAGAGGAGCUCAAGCAGAAGGAGAAGAAGAAGGGUGGUAUGACCAAGGAGCAGCGGGAGCAGCUGGUCGCUCUCGACAAGGAGCGUGCCAGAAUUCGCCAGGAGCGUGUUGAUACCCUCGUCCGAAAGCUUCUCGACCGACUCAGCGUGUGGACCGAGACAGACAAGGGUGCUGAUGUUACCAAAGCCUUCCAGGAGAAGAUGCGACUUGAGGUUGAGAAUCUCAAGAUGGAGUCAUUCGGUAUUGAUAUUUUGCACGCCAUUGGCCAAACCUACGUUUCCAAGGCGUCAAGCCUGCUCCGCAGUCAAAAGUUCUUUGGUAUUGGUGGCUUCUUCAGCCGACUUCGCGACAAGGGCACCCUCGUUAAGGAAACAUGGAACACCAUCAGCAGUGCCAUCGACGCUCAGCAGACUAUGGAGGACAUGGCCAAGAUGGAGGAGAAGGGUGGCGAGGACUGGACUGACGAGAAGCGUGCUGAGUACGAGAGACGUGUGACAGGCAAGAUCCUUACUGCCGCAUGGAGGGGGAGCAAGUUCGAGAUCCAGAGUGUUCUGCGCGAGGUUUGCGACAGCAUCCUCUACGACAAGAAGGUCCACCUUAACAAGCGACUCGAGCGCGCACAGGCCCUGGUUCUCAUUGGUGAUGUCUUUAUCAGGUCUGAGCGAUCUCCUGAAGAGGAGGGCGAUUAUCUCGUUUUCGAGCAGCUCGUCGCUGAGGCUGCCAUAAAGAAGGACAAGGAGGAAGACGACAAGAAGAAGAAGAAGGAUCGCAAGUCCUUCGUGCAUGGCAGAGACAAGGAGUCCAAAGACAAGGAACCUGCCGUCUCAACACCUUAA
Messenger RNA from Fusarium sp. VM40, 1587 nucleotides. The record is from the annotation of a GenBank genome assembly. NCBI's taxonomy places the organism in Eukaryota, Fungi, Ascomycota, Sordariomycetes, Hypocreales, Nectriaceae.